Messenger RNA from Condylostylus longicornis, 2788 nucleotides. It is a transcript of the gene slmo, whose product is annotated as protein slowmo. The coding region runs from base 163 to 810 and encodes 215 amino acids. Gene Ontology annotation, cellular component: mitochondrial intermembrane space. The record is from RefSeq and is a predicted model, not a curated record. Gene Ontology annotation, molecular function: phosphatidic acid transfer activity. Lineage: Eukaryota; Metazoa; Arthropoda; Insecta; Diptera; Dolichopodidae. Gene Ontology annotation, biological process: phospholipid transport. The transcript is spliced from 4 exons.
AAAAAUAUUUCUUUCAGACGCGAACGAGGAAGGUGAUAAGUACGCACAACUUAUGUACCUUUCAUUUUCUAUAGAAAAAUUUGUUUAGUGGAUUUACUCGUUCAGUUUCAGUGUUAAAAAAUAUUAACGUUCUAAAGUACAUUUAAGAAAAAAUAUAUAAAAAUGAAAAUUUGGACGUCGGAACACACUUUUAAUCAUCCGUGGGAAACUGUAACACAAGCCGCAUGGCGUAAAUAUCCAAAUCCAAUGACCCCAGCUGUGGUUGGAACAGAUGUAGUGGAAAGAAAAGUCAUUGAUGGAGUUUUACAUACACACCGUCUUGUUAGUUCAAAAUGGUAUUUUCCAAAAUGGGCGCAGGCGCUCAUUGGAACAGCAAAAGUAUGUUACGCUAGUGAAAAAUCCACUGUUGAUCCAAUAUGCAAACAAAUGACAUUGAAAACAAUAAAUCUAACAUUUUGCCGGCACAUAUCUGUUGAUGAAGUGUUAUAUUAUUCACCACAUCCAACAGAUUCAACAAAGACUUUAUUAAAACAGGAAGCAACAGUAAGUGUACAUGGUGUACCGCUCAGUCAUUAUAUGGAAGAUUUAUUAACAUCAUCAAUUAGUUGUAAUGCUAAUAAGGGUAGACAAGGUUUAGAAUGGGUUAUUAGUAAAAUUAAUUCAGAGGUUAAAGGUAUUGCUACUUCUGCAGUUAAAAGUACUGAUGAAUUGAUAACACAUACAAAAAAAUCAUUUGAUGAUAUGGCUGAUAGUGCAAGAAAAAGCAUGGAUGAAUUAAGUGCAACAGCGUCUAAACAUAUAAACUUUUAGCAAUUGGAAGAAUUUAGAUGUAAUUCGCCGACAAAUACACAACAAUAUCUUUUUUAAAAAGUAAACAAAAAAAAAAGUAAAACAAAAUAUUAUUGUAAUCACUAACUAUUAAAAGCAAUUUAAAACUAAAAAUGUAUAAAAUUGUAUUACUAAAGAUAAAAAAACAUUAUUUUUGUAAUAACGAGAAUUACUUUCAAAAUUUUAUAUUAUAAAGAAUUCUCUUUAAUUAGUAAUACUAUUAUAGAUCAUACGCUUUACCAGAAAUAUUCAAAUGAGGAAAUCUUAAAAAAAUUUUAGCUAUAUUAUAUAUCUUAAAUAUUUACGAUACAUAUAUGUGUAUUAAAUAUAUAUUAAUAAUUAAGAAAAUAUGCAGAAAAAUAUUUAUUAACUAGAUAUUUAUUUCAUGGAACUGAAAGGUACAAAACAAAAAUUGUUUGUAAUCUUUUUUUGUUGUUUUAAAUUUCAAUUAAAAACAAACAUCUAUAGUGUUCUUGUAAAAUAUAGAGUUUUUUUUUUCAAUAAUUUUUUGAAACUCUUGUAUAAAAUUUUCUUUUGAACCUAACAUUAAAAUCUUUUAAAUUAAAGUUUCUGGUUUUACAAGUUUCUGAAAACAUAAUGCUUUUGUUUUAUUUUUACUUCACAAAUGUUUUUGUUCAUUUUUAUAUUAAUAUAUCCAUUGUUACAAAAUAUAUUUACUGGAUAUUUUUAAAUAAAAUUUUCUUCUGAUGCAACAAACUUUUGUAAACUCUUUUGAAUAUUUACACAUGUCUAUUACAUUUCGAUAUUUUGUGUCAAAAUACAUUUUUCCUUCCAAUAGGAUCACAAUUCAUUUUCUCAUAUAUUUCAAAUAGUAAAAUAAUUAAAAUUUUAAUGUAAAGAAAAGUAUAAAUGUACGUAAGUUAUCAAACAUAUAGAAUAUUUUAUGUUUUUGUAUAAUAUUAUUAAAUUAACAUAAGAAAUGUUUAAUUUUAUUAUAUAUGUAUAUACAUAUAUUAAGAAAGUUUCAUAAGAACAAAAAAAGAAAACUAAAAUUUGAUAAAUAAACUUUGUCGCUUUAUCACAGAAAUUAAGUAAAUACAAUUUUAAUAAAUACAAAGAUUAAGUUCAAAAAUUUUUGUAAUUUUUCUUUUAAAUUUGUUUGUUUUGAUUAAUUGAUAACUUUAAUAUUAAAAUGAAUUUUAAUCGAAUUCAGUUGAAAAUGAAGAUAUAAACCUUAUUUUAAACUAAAAUAUGUAAACAUAAAAUGAAAUUUGUUUAUAGUUUAUUUGGUCCAUUUGUUAAUAUAUUUUUAUUUGUAUCGUAUUAAAUUCAAAAUUUUUGACUUUAAUUAAUUUUCUUAUAAAAAUGACAACAUUUUAUGCAUUAUAAUUAUAUUCAUUAAUGAAUAGUUAUUGCUGUACAUUGCUAUUUUUAAUAAUUUGUUUUAAUUAAGUGAUCUAGUAGAAAAAGACGUUAAAUUUCUUUCAUGAAAUUUAUAUUUUAAAAGCAAAUGCAUACUUGUAAACAUACAUACUUACUUCAUUCGGAAUAUAGAAAUAUAAACGCGAUCACUAAAAAUUUUUCAUUUGGGGGUAUUAAAAUUUACUAAUCUUAUCAAAAAUAAUUUUUGUGUAUUUAAUAUUUAUUAAGAAAUUUGAAGAGUAAUAUUUUUCAACAUUUUGUUUAUUUUAAUUAUAAUCAAUAAUUCCAAAAAUAAAUAAAAAGAUUUUUUUUUUUUUGGCAUAAUCUCGCCUUUUUUUUUUUAAUUAAUUUAUUUUAAUAUUAUGUAGAUAAAAUUUAUAAAUGUAAAUUGGCAAAAAAAAGAAAAAAAAAGUCUUUAAUUAUUUUAAAAUAAUUGAAGCUAACAUUGAAAAAAUGAAUAAUAAAUUGAUAUUGUAAUGAUGAGAUAAAAGAAAAAGAGUAACAUCUUUUCUUUUUGUUUUAGAAAAGAAUUCUUAUUAGAAAAUUUAAUAAAAUAAAUUCAAAAUUGAACAACAAA